Messenger RNA from Babesia ovata, 1287 nucleotides. RefSeq names its product Aspartate tyrosine aromatic aminotransferase, putative. Bases 1 to 1287 code for a protein of 428 amino acids. The transcript is spliced from 2 exons. Lineage: Eukaryota; Apicomplexa; Aconoidasida; Piroplasmida; Babesiidae. The record is from RefSeq and is a predicted model, not a curated record.
AUGACGAUGGGCGAAGAAUUUGGUCAGCACUUCACAUAUCUCUUUGCCCGUCUUGGUGCUGCCGGAGAAACCCCGGAAGCCGAGGGGCGUGAGACAGGGCGUGCCAUUUGGUGCACUGGGACAGGUGUUACACUGAGGCUCGCAGCCAACAGAGACCAACUGGUGAGGCAGGUGGCCGGGGAGGCAGUCAUUGAGGUAGGACAUCAGGGGCGAUUUAUCGGAGCACUCCGGCUCGGCGGCGAAGGCACUGAGCCCGUCCGUCACGCCGUCUAUCACAGCCGUGCUUGGCCUGGCGAAGCACUCCGGCCUGAGGCCGGCGAGUGCCUUGUCAAGCGCGUCAAGCAGACCACGGACCUCAUGGCCGUAGCGUUGCGCACCGGUUAUGUGGGUGAGCAGAGCGCUGAGCGCCGUGUGAACUGCACUAAGUCUGUCAGCGUAGUGAUCCUGGGACUUGGGGAGCAGGGGACUUUUUUCGCCCUCACGCUCCCUGUGCUCCCUCCGGAUCUCACUGCUGACGUACUCGUUGACCGGGGCGUAGAAGCUGUGGAAUGCGGAGGAUAUGACGGCAAUUUCUUUCUCUUCCCUCACGUUUUGGAGGCUGUCAAAAUGUCCGUACACGUAUUUCAUGAAGCCCUUGUAGCCCACGAAGAGAUCCCUGUUUAUCUCGCCGGGCAGCCCCUGCAGCGCGUCGGCCACCUUGGUGGCGAAGCUUUUAAGGGCUGCUCUCGCGGAGUCCACGUAGUCCGUGCGCGCUGCCUUGAUCAAAGCCUCCUCGGCUUCUUUAAUCUCAUCGUCGAUGUGUUUGUUGAUACGGCUUAUGAUCUGUGCUUCGGCUUGUGGCUGCAGCAGUCUGAAGAGAUUGUCGCACAUGUCUAUGGCCUCCUGGAGGUCGCCGAUGCGGAGGGUGUCAAUUUGUGUCUUGAUUUUUGCGAGGUCUUUGUCGAUGUUUGUAGUAUUGAAAGUGUCCAGCUUCCAACCGGCGUACGCCCCUGCAUUUUGAAUUUCUUGACACAACUUCACAAGAUGCUCAGUCACCUUCGGGACUGUGCCAGUGUUAAGGGUGUCAAUUUCCUUUUUAAUACCUUCAAGGCCUGUAUUUUCUCCGUUGCCGAUCUGCUUUAUCACUUCCUCCAGAUUGUUCAUCACGCCUUUUUCGGUUGCCCGACUCGCUCCAUUGUCUGUUUUAAGGAGUCUUUCUCGGAGGUUGUCAAGCUCCGCGGUGAUCUGUUGGACGCCAAGAAGUAUUUCACCAGGUUGUCUCUUCAGAAUAUUUUCUUGACCUUUUAG